CUUUUCCUCUGCACUGGCGGCACUAGUGCAAGCAGUGUACACUAAAGUGUUCUUUUCGACGAUUCUGGCAGCUUUAUGACGUCAUCAUCGCUGUUCUUUUCUUCAGUGCAGCGGUACUCAGUACAAUAGAACACUGCACUACUUGCCCUAGGUCUCGAGCUAGGGCAGCGGUGUAGUGCAAUAUGGCGGCAUACAGACCUACAAAUAAAUAAUAGGCUGGAAACACGUUAACAGCAUAAAGCAGCAUAUAACAUCUCUAGAGAACGUUACAAACAAAUUGUGAUAUAAUAACUUGCUGUUAAGAUAUGGAGUUAAACAGAAAAAAUGGCACAAUUUUAAGGGAUGCAAUAGGAAACAUUAUAGUAAACGAUGAAGGAAAUGUAACUUGUGUUUCUGAAGGUGGCUUGCAGUUUCACGUGCCAUAUAAUGAUAUAGAUUUAAAUUGUGAAACUUUGGAAUGUAGAAUUGAAAAUGAUUUAAUUUACAUACCACUGUCUCAUAGUACUGAAUCGACUUCGUUCACAAAUGAAAGAAAUGAUGAACUGAAUUAUGUUCAAGUUCAAGAGGAAAGUUCAUUUAGUUGGGACGAUGCAAGCACAAAGUUAUUUCUCCAUUUAUAUAAAGAAACACAGGAGUCUCUACUAAAACGAAAUGUAAGGAAAAAAAAAAUACUGUGGAAAAAUAUAAGUGACAGUAUGAAGAAACAAGGAUAUUCAGUUACAGUGACACAGGUCGAAAAUAAAUAUAAAACACUCGAGAGAGCAUACAAGAACAUGAUUACUAAUAACAAAAAAACAGGAAGAGGACGUGCAACCUGCCCAUAUCAAACAGAACUGCAAGAAUUAUUGGGCCAUAAGCAUAAUAUCCAGCCUUUAGCGGUUUGUGGAAGACAAGGUCUAAUUGUGAGAAAAGAUGCAAGUACAUCUGAACAAUUGACUUGUGAAAUGGCAGAAGAAAAUGUUGCACCAAAUGCUCAAAAUAUUGAUGUAACAUCCAAUCUAAAUGUGGAAGAUGAAGAAAAUAUAAUUCCUCCAACUGCAAGUACAAGUAUAUCAACUGAAGUUAAUACUGUAAAUCCCAAUCAUGUAUUAUUGAACAGUAAUAGAAAAAAUAAGGUAAACACAACAUCACAACUUCUACAAACAUAUAUUACAACAAUGGACAAUUUGACCAAAGAAAUCCGAGAAGAGAAACAGGCACGACUAGAUUUAAGAAAUGAGAUUGUAACAGAGCAAAAAAAUAUCAGAAUUAUAUUAGAAAACCAUACCCAAAACAUCGAAAAAUAUUUAACAAAUUUAUUAUAUUAUAAAAAAGAAAAACUCGCACUUCUCAGGGAUAUUACUGAUGCUAGUUAAAUAAUGAGUGCUUUUCAUUCAGCGACGCAAGUUGAUACAAGUAUUUUAUCUUUUUUUUUGUUUUGUGUAUAUACUAGUAUUUCUGUUUUUGUUUAUAAUAUAUAUAAGAGUAAUAUAUAUAAAAGUUACUUGUUUUUUACUUUGUUAACAGCGUAUA
Odontomachus brunneus is the source of this 1512-nucleotide messenger RNA. RefSeq lists its product as uncharacterized. NCBI's taxonomy places the organism in Eukaryota, Metazoa, Arthropoda, Insecta, Hymenoptera, Formicidae. The coding region runs from base 306 to 1355 and encodes 349 amino acids. The transcript has 6 exons. The record is from RefSeq and is a predicted model, not a curated record.